CGCCGGCCCCGCCGCCCCCGCACCGCCCCUGCCAGGCCCCGCUCCGCACACGGACCCCCUGGAUCCCGCCCGCCGGCAGGUGGGAACAGGGAAAGCUCCAGCAGCCCCGGCGCAGGGGGCACAGUAGAAGGACCCCCGGCCUGGCAGGAGGCCCUGUGAGACCUUUGGGUACUGAUGGACGUUUCCGACAGCCCUGAGCGAAACCCCUGCUCUCCUGAGGAAGAGGACCAGCAGCUUUCCGAUGAGGAAGUCCUAAAGGAGAGUGGCUCAGACCGGGAACUCGAUGGAGAGGGGGGACAAGGCAGUGUCCUGGGCGAGGAGGAGGAUCCAGGCAGGGGACUGAGCCGCAGGGAGGAGGAGAACCAUUCGGAUGAGGAGGAUCGGUUGAGUGAGGCCAAGUCUCAGGAAUCCGACACCAACGAGCAGAGUGUGGAGCUGAAGAGCCCCCGGCCCCGGAAAGGAGAGGAAGAAGACAGGACAAAUGACCUCGGAGAUGAAGCGUCCUCGGUCACCCGGGAGCUGGAUGAGCAUGAGCUGGACUAUGAUGAGGAAGUGCCCGAGGAAGCCAGUGCCGCUGCUCCGGAGGAGGAUGGGGAGAAAGCUGCUGGGGAGGAUGAUGAGGAAGAGGAGAAAGGAGAUGAUGCAGCUGAAGAUGAGAAAAAAUCCAGCGGCAAAAGUGACGAUGAAAAGGAUGGCCAGGAUUCCCUCAAGGAGAAGAAAAAAGAAGAAGAUGAUGGAGAAAUUGAUGAUGGAGAAAUUGAUGACGAUGACUUGGAGGAAGGAGAAGUUAAAGACCCCAAUGACAGAAAAGUGAGACCACGUCCCACCUGCCGGUUCUUCAUGAAAGGUCACUGCACCUGGGGCAUGAACUGUCGCUUUAUUCACCCCGGGGUGAAUGACAAAGGAAACUACUCCUUGAUCUCCAAGCCUGAACCCUUCUCCCCCAACGGAGCCCCUCCCAUUGGCCCUCACCCUCUGAUGCCAGCCAACCCUUGGGGAGGGCCAGUGGUUGAUGAAAUCUUACCUCCGCCUCCUCCAGACCCUCCAACAGAAAGUGCCUGGGAGAGAGGACUCCGGCAUGCUAAAGAGGUAUUAAAAAAAGCAACUAUGAGAAAGGAACAGGAGCCUGACUUUGAGGAGAAGAGAUUCACUGUGACUAUUGGAGAAGACGAGCGGGAGUUUGACAAGGAAAACGAGUUUUUCCGCGACUGGAAUUAUCGCAUCACCAGAGACGUCCGAGAUCCAGCGGAGGUGGACAUCAAAGAAAACAUUAACUAUGGGCUUGAUCCCUAUUCAGAUCCCUAUUAUGACUAUGAAAUAGAACGGUUCUGGCGUGGUGGGCAGUAUGAGAAUUUCAGGGUUCAGUACACAGACCCAGAUCCAUACCGUAACUACCGAGUAAGUAAGGAAAGAGAGCGAGAACGGGAAAGGGAAAGAGAGAACAGACAACGGGAAAGGGAGCGGGAGAGGGAGCGAGAGCGGGAACGGGAGCGGCGCCAGCGGGAACGAGAGCGGGAACGGGAGCGGGAGCGCGACAAGGAGCGGCAGCGGCGGAAAGAAGAGUGGGAACGGGAGAGAGAGCGAGUGAAGAGGGAUGAGAAGGACAGACAGCACAGAGACCGGGACAGGGACCGAGACCGGGACAGGGACCGGGAGCGGGACAAAGACAAGGACAAACCAAAGCCCCGGUCCCCGCUGCUACCAAGCCGUCAGCCUGAGCCACCAAAGAAGGACAAGGAGUCGGCCGCGCUCGGCACGGCCCAGUCGAAGCGGGCGGACGAGUGGAAGGAUCCCUGGCGCCGAUCCAAGUCCCCCAAAAAGAAACUCGGCGUGUCCGUGUCCCCCAGCCGUGCUCGGAGGCGCCGGAAAACCUCUGCUUCCUCAGCUUCUGCCUCUGGCUCCUCCAGGUCCUCUUCUCGUUCAUCCACCUAUUCUGGUUCAGGCUCCUCACGAUCUCGCUCCAGAUCAUCUUCCUACAGCUCUUACUCCAGUCGCUCCUCGAGGCACAGCUCUUUCUCAGGCAGCAGGUCCAGAUCACGGUCUUUCUCAUCUUCUCCCUCUCCUUCUCCAACACCAUCUCCACACAAGCCACUGGCGAAGGCUAAAGGGGAGUUAUUGCCACCUCCUGGAAAAGGUGACAAAUCUGUGAAGAAACUCGCUGCCCUUCCAGUCCCUCAGCCACUCACUAAAAUUACAACAGCUGCUCCAGAGCCAGCCAAGCCAGGGGAUAAUCGGGAGGCGAGAAGGAAGGAACGUCAGACGCGGACUCCACCCAGGAGGAGGACUAUCAGUGGCAGCAUCAGUGGCAGUGCCAGCAGCUACAGCGGCUCCAGCUCCCGAUCCAGGUCCUUGUCUCGAUCUCUCUCCAGAUCUCAUUCCAGAUCAUCCUCUGCCUCAGUCUCCCACUCCCCGUCUGGGUCCAGGAAAUCCAGGUCCCUGAGCGUGAGCAGCGUCUCCUCAGUGUCCAGUGCCUCGUCCAGCAGCAGCUCCGUGCGCAGCGCCGACUCCGAGGACAUGUACGCAGACCUGGCCAGCCCCGUGUCCUCGGCCAGCUCCCGCUCCCCCACCCCAGCCCAGCAGAAGAAAGGAAAGUCAAAAAAAGAAGACAGUGCUAAAGAGGAGAAGCGGAAACGGGAUGUGCCCACUCAGCUCCUGAAAUCAGCCAAGCCCACCCAGGGCAGCAAAUCCCAGCAGCUGCUCCAGAGCCAGCAGCCCUCGGCCCCCCAGUCACAGCAGGGCGGCUUCAGUGGGCACAAGGAGAUCAAACUGACCCUCCUGAACAAGGCAGCUGACAAAGGAAGUAGGAAGAGAUAUGAGCCAGCAGACAAGGACAGGCCAACCUCCCCCCCAGCCAAACGGGCCAACCUGUCCCCUGACAGAGGCUCUCGUGACAGGAAGGCAACUGGGAGACUCUCAUCCCCCAAACAGGAGCGACAGAGGGGCCAGAACCCAAAACCUUCCCCUGCACAGGCAGACAGGAAACGCCAGCUCUCCCCUCAAUCCAAGAGCUCCAGCAAAGUCACAAGUGUCCCGGGCAAGGCAUCCGACCCGGGUCCUGCGGCCGUCAAGGGGGGCAAGUCCAGCACCCUGUCACGGCGGGAGGAGCUCCUGAAGCAGCUCAAGGCGGUGGAAGACGCCAUCGCUCGCAAGCGGGCCAAAAUCCCGGGAAAAGUAUAGUGGGCCAUGCCCCGUAGUGACUGUUGAUGUUUUUAUAAAUAGUGGAAAAAGCGGCCACUUUGGGAUUUUGCAGUUCUGUCUUCAUUUUGGCUGCGAUUCUUUUUAA
Messenger RNA from Neopelma chrysocephalum (saffron-crested tyrant-manakin), 3283 nucleotides. RefSeq names its product zinc finger CCCH-type containing 18 (gene ZC3H18). NCBI's taxonomy places the organism in Eukaryota, Metazoa, Chordata, Aves, Passeriformes, Pipridae. The transcript is spliced from 20 exons. Gene Ontology annotation, molecular function: metal ion binding. The record is from RefSeq and is a predicted model, not a curated record. Bases 175 to 3177 code for a protein of 1000 amino acids.